CUCCUCGCCCCGCGCCCCUCGGGCGUCCCGCAGCGCGCCUGUUCGUGUGGCGGAGGCGAGCCGGGGUCGGGCGAGCUGCGGGCGGCCGUCUCUCUUCAGGUGGGUGCAGGAGGCGGCCGGGACGGGGCGUCCCUCACUGCGCACAGAGCUACGAGCCCGCCGGGCCGGCCGCCGGCUCCGCGGCACGUUGGGCUUCCCUCACCGCCCGCUGCGGGGCUGGGGCGCGCUGAGCCCCGUGCGGGAGCGUCCCCGCAGCCCGGUGUUGAGGGUGCGGCGGCGGAGGGCGGGGCUGCGUCCGUAGCGCUCGGGCGGGAGCCGGGUGAGGGCCGGGGCUCGUCGCGGUGGAGCGCGGCGGGCGUCCGGUCCGGGUCUCACCGCCGGGACGGCGCUGCGGUGCCGCGUCUGAAGGCGGGCGUGCCGCGUUCCUCUUGGCGUCUGUGGCGCUCCGUUGUUGCCCGCCAGACGGCUGCAUCUGUACCUCUGGAUGGCGGAAUGCGACGUGCGGUGCGCGGUGCCGAAACGCGGGGCGCUCUUAGCUAAAGACAGGAGCUCCGUCGCUGCCCUGCGCCGCAUGCUUGUCCUCAUCCCUCCGCUCAGUUACGCAGACGGGGCAUGGAAGAAGCUGUUUUUGGUCUUUCCUGCACUGGACCCAACUGGAUACAGCAACUCAGUUCCACUGACAGCACAGACCACAUUUUCUACUGGAAAUAAGCAGCUGCAAAAAUGUGUUCUCCUGGGCCCAGGAACUGAAGAUACAUAGGACAAUGCACAGUGUAUACCCUGAUGACAUUUUGUGUGCUGUCACACAGUUUUUGCCAUGGCAUCUGAGACUGAAAAGGCCCAUGCUCUUCUCCAGACUUUCAGUGCAGCUUCAGUUAUUUCUAGUUUAGGUUUGGGAAUAUUCUGCUUUGCAGCAGACAGGCUUCUGCAGGUUUCCUUCGUUCAGCAGAAUGACUGGCUCCGAGCCUUCUCUGAUAAUGCAGUGCAUGGUAUACUGGGAAUGUGGUCCUGGGCCAUAGUGAUUGGGCUCAGGAAGAAAAGUGACUUCACUGAAGUUACGCUGGCUGGCUUCCUUGCCUCUGUCAUUGACUUGGACCACUUCUUACUUGCUGGCUCCCUGUCAUUAAAGGCUGCUCUGAGUCUUCCCCGGAGACCACUCCUUCAUUGUUCUACUGUGAUUCCUGUUGUGGCUCUGACAUUAAAGCUUAUUAUGCACCUUUUCAGGCUUAAGGACUCGUGGUGCUUUCUUCCUUGGAUGUUGUUUAUAUCCUGGACUUCUCAUCACAUCCGUGAUGGGAUUCGUCACGGCCUCUGGAUCUGCCCAUUUGGAAAAACUCCUCCUUUGCCAUACUGGCUCUAUGUGGCAAUUACAGCAUCUUUACCUCAUCUCUGCUCAUUUAUUAUGUAUUUAACAGGGACUAGAGAAUUAAUGUCUAUAAAACAUGGAAUCCACAUUGACGUAUAAGGAUGAUGUAUCUUAGUCUUCUGUAAGGCACUUGAAACAGGCCAUGCUUGUCACUGGAAUGGUUUCCUUAUGUUCCCUGUGAAUUCCAAGCCAGGCAUUUGAAGCCAGUUAAGCUCCUAUGUCAAUUCCUUGUGAUCACAAUAACCUGUUCAAUAAAUGGUAUUAACAUUUCA
Molecule: messenger RNA, 1638 nt
Organism: Gallus gallus (chicken)
Lineage: Eukaryota; Metazoa; Chordata; Aves; Galliformes; Phasianidae
Gene: TMEM267
Product: transmembrane protein 267
Exons: 4
Coding region: 818-1465 (215 amino acids)
Source: RefSeq, a predicted model, not a curated record